AUGGCCCAUAUUAAUCCUAGAAGUCACCUAGGUUGUCCGGAGUAUUAUUGGCUCAUGAGAUCUAUUGUACUCUAUUCUUUUCACAACAUCUGUACAUCUGUGUUCUGGGUAUUCUAUGAAAGAUUUGUCGGCCAGGAGACCAUAUGGUGUGCGGGCACGAUGUAA
Messenger RNA from Plenodomus lingam JN3, 165 nucleotides. NCBI's taxonomy places the organism in Eukaryota, Fungi, Ascomycota, Dothideomycetes, Pleosporales, Leptosphaeriaceae. The record is from RefSeq and is a predicted model, not a curated record.